AUGUCACGUCCUCGCCUUCGUCCUCGCCGCGGUUCCGCUACGGGCAGAGAAAGACUAGCGGUGGCAGAGCGUGGUGAAGAGGAUGGUGGUCGUGUUUGUUCCUCACUGAUGGCAUCUCCAUCAACUUCAACGCCCAGUUCCUCGACGACGACGAAACCCUCGAUUUGGCAGAAGAUGCUUCAACCGUUCAACGAAGAUGAUGGAGAGGUAGAGGGCGGCGUUGUAUGGAGCGAGGAGACGGACUCAUUGGUCUUGAGCUCCGGUAAUGUCGGCACCGACAUAGAUGGAAGGCAUUGGGAUGCAGAUUCAAAGUACCUUGAUGCAGAAAAUUCAGUUAUCUCCACCGCCGCAUUCCAAGAUCCGUCACUUUCCGAUGUGAUUCCAUACAUGACAGCAAGAAUUUUCCCAUCCGAGGCGACGUACAAGUUCCCAGUGAAGUUAUAUAAGCGUUACUGGCUUAGGCUCCAUUUUUAUCCGUCGGCCUACGGCAAUUUCAAUCCUGUAGACUCCUAUUUCUCCGUUCUCGCGAAUGGUCUCACGCUCUUGAAGAAUUUCAGCGCUUCGAUUACUUGUCAGGCCCGUUCACAAGCAUACCUUGUGCGAGAAUAUUCCCUCGCGCCAUUGGAAUCGGAUAUUCUGACUGUCGUCUUCAGCCCUUCCGAUAAGCAUGCCGGGGCUUUUGCGUUUAUCAAUGGGAUCGAGGUGAUUCGAAUGCCAGACUUGUUUGACGCUGCAACAGUGGUGGGGUCGCCUGAAGAAUUUGAUGUCAUGAACUUGACGACGGAGACAAUCUAUAGAUUGAAUGUCGGAGGGCAGACUAUUUCUCCGGCCAACGACUCCGGUCUUUCCCGGGCGUGGUACGACGACUUGCCGUAUAUACCUUACGCUGCAUUGGGGGUCACCACUUCGGCUAGCCCAGAAGUUAAAAUCGAAUACCAAGAAAAUGUGUAUAGAACGGGCAGAUCAAUGGGCGCAGUGAAUAGUAUGACACAGAGCUUUAACCUCACAUGGGAGUUCAAGGUUGAUCCAAAGUUUAUGUAUCUUGUAAGGUUACAUUUCUGUGACUAUUACAACACCGAACCAAAUCAGCAGGUGUUUUCUAUCUUCAUCAACAAUCAAACAGCAGAGGAAAUGGCGGAUGUGAUUGAAUGGAGUGGGGGGACUGCAGUGCCAACCUACAAAGACUACGUGACAUACGUGAAUGAUAUUGGGUGGGGAGAUGAUCAGACAGUACCGACGCUUUCGGUAAAUCUGCAUCCCUCAGACGCAACAAGGCCUCAGUUCUUAGACGCACUGCUCAAUGGUCUUGAGAUAUUCAAGCUCGCUGACUCCGCCGGCAACUUGGCAGCUCCCAAUCCUCACCCUUCACCUAUGCCUGUCUUUUGA
Messenger RNA from Alnus glutinosa, 1386 nucleotides. RefSeq names its product receptor-like protein kinase ANXUR2. The coding region runs from base 1 to 1386 and encodes 461 amino acids. The record is from RefSeq and is a predicted model, not a curated record. The transcript is spliced from 3 exons. Lineage: Eukaryota; Viridiplantae; Streptophyta; Magnoliopsida; Fagales; Betulaceae. Gene Ontology annotation, molecular function: protein kinase activity.